AGUUUUUAAAACAUAUUUUUUGUUUGUUUAUUUACUAAAAACACAUGUGAAAUUGUUUACACAGUUUUUUUUACGUUUUAUUUUGAAUUAAUUCUAUUGAUUUGUAAAUAGUUUUCUAAUUGGAAAACUAAGUAUUUCUACUCCGGAAGCUGGUGAGAUUAGAGUAUACAGUUCGAAGGGCAGCACGAUAUCAGUCAGUGUCGCUAACGCUAUAUACAUCCAUCAGACAUGUACUUUCAAGAUGUAAUCAUUGGUCAUUUCUAUAUAAAUUCAUGUAAAACCAUAAUGGUUUGAUAUUAAUCUAAAAUGGUUCAACGAGCUUCUAUAGGUCCAGUUCAAACAACUACACCAUACGAACAAUUACUACAUAAUUUAAAACAUGAUUCGAGGUGGACGCACGAGAUAUCACUCGGUAAACGAGUGGGUUUUUAUCGAUUUUCGGGUGAUAUUGGUAGUGGAAAUUUUUCGCAAGUCAAAAUGGCAAUUCAUCAACUCACUAAGGAUAAGGUAGCAAUAAAAAUAAUUGAUAAAAGUAAAUUGGAUAAUAAAACACGUAAAAUGCUUGCACGUGAAAUAGCAACAAUGGAAGCUGUACAUCAUCCAAAUAUUAUUCGAUUAUUUGAAGUUGUGGAAACCUACACAAAAAUACAUCUAGUCACUGAAUAUGCAAAAGGUGGAGAGUUAUUUAAUAAAAUAUCGUCGGAAGGAAAAAUUCAUGAAACUGAAGCGAAAAUUGUUUUUACACAAGUUGUUUUAGCUGUUAAUUACAUGCAUAGUAAAGGUUUCAUUCAUCGUGAUAUCAAAGCCGAAAAUGUAUUUUAUGCUGGUCCAAAUUAUGUUAAAUUAGGUGAUUUUGGUUUUAGCACAAAAUUAUUAAAAGGUCCCGAUGAACAUUUGAACACAUUUUGUGGAUCACCGCCAUACGCAGCGCCUGAGUUAUUUCGUGACCAACAUUACAUUGGACGUUCCGUAGAUACAUGGGCCUUAGGUGUAUUACUUUAUUUUGUAGUAACCGGUGCAAUGCCAUUUCGUGCAAACACGGUUGUCAAAUUAAAAGACUGUAUAUUAAAUGGUAAAUAUGAUAUCCCAUCAAAUGUGUCACCAUUAUGCGCUUACAUCAUUGAAAACACACUGAAACAAACACCUAGUUCGCGAAUGGCAUUAUCUGAUAUACUCAAAUCAGAUUGGUUAGCCAAUGUGGAUACAUCAUUAUACAUCGUACCUUUUCAAAAAUUUGUUAUUGAACCAACGGACACACAAGAUUUAACACAAUUAAAUCCAAUUGAAGCUAAAGCUCGAAAAAAAUUAGAAACUUAUGGUAUUACAACAAAAUUAUUAUGUGAUAACGUAGCAUUAAGUAGUAAAAGUUCUGUGAUUGGAGUGUAUCGUAUUAUUAUACAUCGUUUUCAACAAGCACUGUUUGAAGCGAGUCGUGAACGUAAAGAGAGUAUGGCGAAUAAAUGUGAUAAAAAACAUGGACGAAAAAAUUCUAAUGUUAAAAAUAAAAUGUCUAUGACAUGUAUAUUAUUGUAAAAAUAUUGGAUCAAUUAUUUAUGAAUUUUAACUGUACAGUGUUAAUAUUAUAUUGAAAGGUUUUAUUUGUGUUGGACUAAGCUGUGAUUUAACUGUGACGCAAAAACAACGAGAAAUGUUAUUUGUUAAUAUUGUUAUCGUUUUGGAAACUUGAUAAAUAUUUUUUUUAAAUAAUGAACUAUUUUCUUGUAAAAAAAAAACCAACAAUUAAUAGGUAGACGGCAGCUUCUUCACGAGAGGGGUGGUACAAAUAUUUAUACGAAUUCAUAAAUACCUAUUCAUUAAUAAAUUACAUUAACAAAGUGAUUACUUAAUACUCUAGGGUGCGGCAUAUUUUGAUUUUUUUUAACUAUCGAUUAUUUUGCCGCAGAGAGCUCUAAGUAUAAUUUCCGGUGAACGAAAUGAGUCAAUAUAAGCUCAAUUAAUGUUGGGAAAUAUUUACAACUUGUUAUUGAAAGUGUUGAAAAGUUCAAUAUUUACACCAACAAAACGUCAUUUAUCGAGACAUGAAAAGUAUAACUGAAAGUUACAGAAAAAGGUUUACUCUAAAAAAUAAAGUGGAAAUCAUUAGGAAAAAUAUGUUGCAUUUGUUUUUAAUAUACAUUUUAAAAAUGGGCCAAGUACAUUUAGUCCAAGCAUAAAAUGGUUCCGCCAUAUGGCCUAAGAGAAUUAGAUCAAAAAAGAAAAAUUUUAUCGGAUUUAUUAUAUAUCCUCAGAUGGGUCUAUAAAAAUAUAGAUAAAAAGUUUCAAAUAACUUUUCUUCUCAUUUGAAUAUUUCACAAAAUGUAAGUUCUCAAAAUAUUUAACUAUUUGUAGUUGUCCCCGCGUUGCCUCUAGUUAACAUAUCAUAUUCGAAAUAAUUUUCGUUUAAAAUGUUUCUCGAGUACUAUUAUCGACAUAUUUUUCAGAUUUUUAAAUCACAUGGAUUAAAACUAAGGGGGGCCACUCAAAUCUCAAUCGAUUCAAAAUAAACACCGCUGAAUGAAUAUUUUAUUUUCAAGAAUAAAUAAAACUUUGAUGGGGUCAAAUUUGGCGAAUGUAGGCGAAUGUAGUAUAUUGAUCUAUGAUAUUUGUGACGCUUUUGAUUUUAAAUUCGGUUACUACUGAAGUUCGUUUCUGGGAUGUGCCUUAUCAUUGUGUAAAUUUUAAAAAAUGUUAACGACCAUUAUUCAAAACGAAUUCUUGAUACGAUUAGAUCAAACCAGUAAUAUCGAAGGAAUUUAAUAAGCAUCAUUUGAUUUUUAAGCGACCUUGAAAUGGAAAUUUUCUGUAAUUGGGAUUUUAAAAGUAAUUCAUCAUAAACCUAUUCUAAUUUUUUUAAACAAAAUGGGCCAUAGAAUUUCGCCCUCAACACAUAAUUUUUUAUCCUAAUCUAAAGAGAAUUGUAAUAGCGACACAUCUGUGAGUGUACUGAGUCGCGUUGUCUCUUAUCUUCGUCUGAACAAUGUCAAACAAUGAUAGUUUUAAUGUCAUGUGUAUAUUAUAUUCAUAAAAAUAUAAUAUUGUCUUUAUUACGCUUGACGCUGGCUUUGAGUGUUCAAUUAGGGUUCCACUUAGCUGAAAAAGUUAUGUCAGGCGUAGAGUGUCAGCGUUAAAUUAUCAUUAAUAUCGAAAGUUGAUAUCUCAGGGUAUAAAUACUAAAAAACAACUUUGUGUCCACCUUUUGACAUAUACAAUCACAAUAUACAUAGGACGUUAAAGCUACCAUACCAAUGCCAAUUUCCAAAAACGCAAUAUUGUAUUGCGCAAUUGUAAUGUUUAAAAAUAAAUGAUUAAAAGAUCAUAGACGUUUUAAUGAGCCACUUUCGCUUGAUAUUUGAGCUGAACGUGUCUGCUUAAAGUUAACCUUAACCAUACAACAAGUAAAAGAGUAGAAACAUUCAGAAACGCCAAGCAAUCGUGGCUAUUAUACUUAAGAAAAGAGUUACCAAAUUACCCGGUAAUUUUUGCACGGAAUGUUAAAAAAUAACUUUAAAUCUUAAUUAAUACAUCAGAAAAAUAAAUAUUGAUGAUGAAUGUGAUAAAAUAUUUAUAUGUAAAUUUUUAUAUAUAAUAAACCACAAACCUACAUCUAAAGAAUUUUGUGAUUGCCUCAUCGACCAGACUUUCUCUCCUUUUCUAUCUAUUUUAUUAAGUAUUGUAUAUCCACUUUUUAGUUGUUCUUAGAGGAAGAACAUCGAAUAAUGAAUCGAAAAUCGUUUUAUCGGAAUUAUCAAGUUUUUGACCAAAGGAAUUCCGUUUUAUUAAAUGCCCUACUACAUUUUCCAUUUGUUAUUCGAUAACAUCUGGACCAAAUAAAAUAUAACGCCUACUACCGAAAAUUUUCUUUUGUACGUAGUUGUCCAACAAGACACAAAGAACAAAUUUACAAAGUCUCAACGGUGAGGUAAUUAUAAAAUUUGGUAAGCAUGAGCUUGUGAUCUUUAACAAGUGGUUUAAAUUUUACAUUAAAAUUUUGGAAGAAUUUAAAUUAGAAUACCACAUAUCAUAGAUUUACUAGAAUUUUGAAGAUUCGUAAUAACCAAAAAGGCAUAUCCUUUCAAAAUAUUCUUUUUUCUAAAUAAAGGAUACGAUGGCAAUCAGGUAAGCCAUAAUUAAUUUGUUUAAAGUUAAAUCCGGUACCUUUAUAAAUAGAAAAAUCCCGCCAAGGCUAAAAAUCAAAUAAAAAGAUUUGAAACUUACCGAUAAAUUUAAAUCUGAUGCAGUUUCGUUAGGUACAACAGGUACGUAUACCCUAACUUUGGACCAAAUGUUGACAGCGCAUAUUUUAUAGUUGGGGUACUUAAUAAUGGGAAAAUUUAUUAUCAUUCUUUCUAACACAGCUCCGGUACUACAUAGGCCGCCUAAUAAUCUGUAUACAAAUAUCAUCCGUUACCAAUGCUUUUAAUAUUUGCCAAAUGUUGUUUACAUUAAAAAAAAAAAUGGUUCAUUUAAAAAAAAAUUGGUUAAUUAUUUUCAAUUAAUCAAAAAUAAUAAUAAAAAAAAAUAUGGCAAAUGUUAGUGGAGAUUAUCAUAGGCCUAAAUCAGAUUAUACCCCUCGUCGUAUGCUAUUUAGUGAGAAAGAAAUUGAUCCUGAAGCAUUAUUUGAUGAUAGCAAAAUUGGAGAUGCAACAGUUUGUGAAGAAUGUAGAAGACCGCCAUUGGAUAAUUAUCGUGGUGCAUACUAUGAGAAUUUAACAGAAGAUCAAGUUUAUAUAAAAAAUUUUAUUAUUUUUUUCUUAUUCAUAUGUGUACUAAGUUUAAAGCUAUUUAUACUAUAUUUCAUUGUAACAGCUUUAAUUAGGUCAGAAUCAAUGUAUAAGUAAUGGACUAUAUUU
Molecule: messenger RNA, 4850 nt
Organism: Chrysoperla carnea
Lineage: Eukaryota; Metazoa; Arthropoda; Insecta; Neuroptera; Chrysopidae
Product: serine/threonine-protein kinase NIM1-like
Exons: 9
Coding region: 307-1533 (408 amino acids)
Biological process (GO): microtubule cytoskeleton organization; intracellular signal transduction; protein phosphorylation
Cellular component (GO): cytoplasm
Molecular function (GO): protein serine/threonine kinase activity; ATP binding; tau-protein kinase activity
Source: RefSeq, a predicted model, not a curated record